UCAGAUGUGGAUGCAAAAAAAAAAGAAAAAGAGGGGGAUCCAGCAGCAACUAUGUGACAGACAGACAACACGGACCCUCGGCCGCACUGCUGGCAGGUACCGCGGAGGACACAAUGGAGCUGGGCCGCAUGCAGGACACCUCACAACGGCAGUAAUGACCCACAGGACCGCGGCAGCAUCCUCCGGACAGCAUGCACCCCCACACCUUCUCGGUGCAGUGAAGAACUUUGACGCUGUCCUUGCAUGAGUACUUCUUUCGGAUCUAAGUGCAAAUCAGGUAGGAGUGCUGCCACCCUGCAACACUCGACUUGGCUGCUCAUGGGUCCUGGUAGUAACUGCUCGAGGACACGAAGAAAUAGAAUUUAAGGGCCCCCACCGGCUGACCUCUGGACUGACCCUGUCCUCCUCUCUUCUUCCCCAGCUCUUCCUCCAGCUGCAGGGCUUUGUUGCUCCGGAGUAAUGAAAUCCAGCAUGAGGCCAUGGCGAAGACUUUUGCUGCUGGGAAUGGUGGCCUGGGUUGUUUUCUUGCUCGCUCUCUUCUCUUACUUCCUGGACGCCCGGGUCAACGAGGCGCUGAUCUCCGGCAGCACCCUGAUCUCCCAGCACCCUGACACCCGCCGUUUGACAUCCAUCCAGCAGAACACUGUCAUGGGUCCCAGGCCUGAAGUAGCCUCCAGCUUGACCCCAAUAUAUCCUGGAGACAGACCAGGACUGGAAGCUCUCAACACCUCUGUGACCCCAGAGCCCAGUGUGGAGUUAAGGAGAAGCCUUAACCGUGCACCUUAUGUCAACUAUGGUAGCCAGGAGACCAGUCGCCAAGACUACCUGGACCCCCAAACUCUGGCUGCAUGGUCUUCUUUCGGGACUGAAAAUGUGGGCUCUCAUUCCAGUCGUGACAAAACUUCCCGGACUAUACGGUAUCAAAACCAAGUGAGGAGAGUUCCGGAUCACGGUGGAGAGGAGGAGGAUGAGGAGGGGGAAGACGCAGAUGAUGAAAGAGGAAACCGAAUGACGGCUCCCAGGAGGUCUACCGACACUUCCUCCGACCCGGAGGAGUACUACUUGUCCAAGUCGGCGUCAGUGGUCAGGCGCCUGUGGCAGGGGCGCCUGUCCGCCGACAACCUCAGCCCUCGGCUGCAGUUGGCCAGGAACGAGUACAUGAAGGCCAACAAGCACCACGUGGUCUUCAAGGGGCACCGCAGGGCCUCGCAGACCACCAAGGAACUACUCUGUCAAAUGAAGACCGAGGCCCCACUCGCCACGGUGGACGGGUCCGAGCAGCCCUUCUCCUCGUACGGGUGGGCUCGCCUCGUUCCCUCCUUGCCCCUGGAGCAGCUGUACAGGACUCAGGGGGGGAACAGCUUCCGGACCUGUGCUGUAGUCUCCUCGGCCGGCGCCAUUCUGCGGUCGGGACUGGGAAAAGAGAUCGACGCUCAUGAUGCCGUGUUGCGGUUCAACGCGGCGCCCACCGAAGGCUACGAGAAAGACGUGGGGAACAAAACCACUAUCAGGAUCAUGAACUCACAGAUUCUGGCUGAUCCGAGGUUUCGUUUCCGCACAAGUUCUCUUUACAAGAAUGUCACCCUGGUGGCCUGGGACCCAGCACCUUAUAAUCUCAACCUACACAAGUGGUACGCCAGUCCUGACUACGACCUGUUCGGCCCGUAUGAGGAGCAUCGCAAGCACUCCCCCGGCCAGCCCUUCUACAUCCUGCAUCCAAGCUACGUUUGGCGUCUCUGGGACGUGGUUCAGAGCAACACUCAGGAGAACAUUCAGCCCAACCCUCCCUCGUCUGGCUUCAUAGGCAUCCUCCUGAUGAUGGCGCUGUGCGAGCAGGUCCACGUGUACGAGUACAUCCCCUCCAUGAGGCAGACGGACCUGUGCCAUUACCACGAGCUCUACUUUGACGUGGCGUGCACGCUGGGGGCCUACCACCCGCUCCUGUACGAGAAGAGCCUGGUGCAGCGCAUCAACACCGGCACCGAGGUGGACCUCCGCAGGAAGGGGCGGGCCACCCUGCCGGGGUUCCGCACCGUGGACUGUGGUGACAUCUGAAGUUGCACCAUGGCCGACUAUCUUGAGGCCACUUUACGUAACUAUGGCCUGUUCUUAGGGUGGGGGUGGGGGUGGCACUGAGGGCGCGGUGCAAUAAAGCCUGUGAAGGCGGAUGAGACUGACAAAAAAAACAAAAGCCUGAGCCCCCUUCAAGGUGGGAGAGGAUCAACAUGCGAGGCUUGUUUUCAUUAAGAUGGCUUUGACAAAGACAUCUCUCUCUGCUGUAACUGAGCCAUGUUAGCUGUUGAGCUGACAAGAUUUUUUUUACGGAAUUUUCCACAGUGUAAAUUCUGUUCUUUUUCCACUCUCUCACGGCAGCGGUCUUGCCGUUUUUUCUACUCGGACGAUGCCGACAGGGUCUUAAACUGUUCAGCGCCUCCCAUUGCGUUGCACCAGCUCUUAUUAGUAUUCGUACGGCGUGCGUGGAAAGUGAGAGCCGGUUUCGCCCCACCACCCCCCUGCUGAUACAUCUUAGCUUAACGCUACAUUGGCCUAAUUAGGGCGCUUGUCACGCCGUGUUUGGACUGUGCAAGUUCUCGUGCUGUCAAACGAGGGACCAAAGUUGACGUCUGGAAUCCACAGGUGGAGUGGAGUUGCUUCGCGUAGGCUAGUGUUGGCAAGUUCUCGAUCUUCCGGCCUUAUUCGGCAACUUCUGGCCUUAUCGUGAAAAACUCAUUGCUAUUAUUGUUUGUGUUAUUCGACUACUGCAGUAUGUGUCUUUAAAUGAAACUCCUCUGUCCACUUAUCUAUCAAAAAAAGCAAGAACUUGGGGUAGAAUUUGUGUACAUUUACGUGAGAAUAAGUUCAGCUGGUAACUAGCGUUCACGCUGGCCCGUCAGGAUUUUUUGUUGAAUCCGAACUUUUUAUUUUAUGAUUGGUAAAACUGUAUUGUUGACUUACCUAUCAACAAAAAGCAUCAUUUUGGGGUAGAAUUUGUGUACAUUUACAUGAGAUAUUACGUUCAGCUGGUAAAUAAAGCUACGAUCACGCUGCCACCUUUUUGAUUUUUUGUUAAAUCCGAUCUUUUUAUGUUUUUAUUCUGCCAAAUAAAACAGUUCUGUUCACUUACCUAUCUACAAAAAGCAAAUUCUUGGGGUAAAAUUUGUGUACAUUUACGUGAGAUAUUACGUUCAGCUGGUAACUAAAGCUACAUUCACGCUGCCCCGUUUUGAUUUUUUGUUAAAUCCGAUCUUUUUAUGUAGUUAUUCUGCAAAAUAAGACAGUUCUGUCCACUUAACUAUCAACAUAAAGGAACAUCUUGGGGUAGAAUUUGUGUACAUUUACGUGAGAUUAUGUUCAGCUGGUAACUAAGGUACGUUCAUGCUGGCCAGUCAGGAUUUUUUGUUGAAUCAAUUUGUGUACAUUUACAUGAGAUAUUACGUUCAGCUGGUAACUAAAACUACGAUCACGCUGCCACCUUUUGGAUUUUUUGUUAAAUCCGAUCUUUUUAUGUAUUUAUUCUGCUAAAUAAAACAGUUAUUUUCUCUUACCUAUCAUCAAAAAGCAACAUAUUGGGGUAGAAUUUGUGUACAUUUUUACGUGAGAUAUUACGCUGGACCGUCAGGAUUUUUUGUUGAAUCCAAUCUUAUUAUGUAGUUGUUCUGAUUGGUAAAACUGUUUUGUCGACUUACCUAUCAACAAUAAGCAUCAUUUUGGGGUAGAAUUUGUGGCCAUUUACAUAAGAUAUUACGUUCAGCUGGUAACUGUCAGGAUUUUUUGUUAAAUCCGAUCGUUUAAUGUAGUUAUUCUGCUAAAUAAAACAUUUCUGUCCACUUGCCUAUCUACAAAAAGCAACAUCUUGGGGUAGAAUUUGUGUACAUUUACAUGAGAUAUAAUGUUCAGCUGAUAACUAAAGCUACAAUCAUGCUGCCACCUUUUUGAUAUUUUGUUAAAUCCGAUCUUUUUAUGCAGUUAUUCUGUGUUAAAUCCGAUCUUUUUAUGCAGUUAUUCUGUGAAAUAAAACAGUUCUGUCUACUUAGCUAUCAACAUAAAGGAACGUCUUGGGGUAGAAUUUGUGUACAUUUUUGUGAGAUGUUUACCUGGUAACUAAGGCUACGUUCACGCUCCGUCAGGAUUUUUUGUUAAAGUCGAUCUUUUUAUGUAGUUAUUCUGCGAAAUAAAACGGUUCUGUCCACUUACCUAUCAACAAAAGCAACAUAUUGGGGUAAAAUUUGUGUACAUUUACGUGAGUUAUUACAUUCGAUUCCCCGUCAGAAUUUUUUGUUAAAUCCGAUCUUUUUAUGUAGUUAUUCUGCGAAAUAAAACGGUUCUGUCAACUUACCUAUCAACAAAAGCAACAUAUUGGGGUAAAAUUUGUGUACAUUUACGUGAGUUAUUACAUUCGGCUGGUAACUAAGGCACGUUCACGAUUCCCCGUCAGGAUUUUUUGUUAAAUCCGAUCUUUUUUCUAGUUAUUUUUGCGAAAUAAAACGGUUCUGUCCAAUUACCUAUCAACAGAAAGCAACAUCUUGGGGUCAAAUUUGUGUACAUUUACAUGAAAUAUUACAUUCAGCUGGUAACUAAGGCUACUACGUUCAUCCUGCACCGUUUGGAUUUUUUGUGAAAUCCGAUCUUUUUUGUGUUAGUUUUCUUGUGAAAUAAAACAGUUCUGUCCACUUAGCUAUCAACAUAAAGGAACACCUUGGGGUAGAAUUUGUGUACAUUUACGUGAGAUGUUUAGCUGGUAACUAAGGCUACAUUGACGCUCCUUUAGGAUUUUUUGUUAAAUCCAACUUUUUAUGUAGUUAUCCUGCUAAAUAAAACGGUUUUGUCCACUUACCUAUCUACAAAAACCAACAAAAUUUGUGUACAUUUACGUGAGAUAAUGCGUUCAGCUGGUAACUACGUUCUCGCUGGGCCACAUCAGGAUUUUUUGUUGAAUCCGAUCUUUUUAUGUAGUUUUUCUGAUUGGUAAAACUAUUUUGUCGACUUGCCUAGCAACAAAAAGCAACAUUUUGGGGUAAUUUGUGUACAUUUACAUGAGAUAUUACGUUCAGCUGGUAACUAAAGCUACGAUCACGCUGCCACCUUUUUGAUUUUUUGUUCAAUCCGAUCUUUUUAUGUAGUUAUUCUGCUAAAUAAAACAGUUCUGUUCACUUACCAAUCUACAAAAAAUAACAUCUUGGGGUAAAAUUUGUGUACAUUUACGUGAGAUCUUUACCUGGAAGGUUAUACUAUAGUUCACGCUGCCCCGUUUGGAUUUUUUGUUAAAUCCAAUCUUUUUAUGUAGUUAUUCUGCGAAAUAAAGCAGUUCUGUUCACUUACCUAUCUACAAAAAGUAACAUCUUGGGGUAAAAUUUGUGUAUUUACGUGAGAUAUUACGUUCAGCUGGUAAUUAAGGCUACGUUCACGCUGGCCCAUCAGGAUUUUUUGUUGAAUCUGAUCUUUUUAUGUAGUUUUUCUGAUUGGUAAAACUGUUUUGUCGACUUACCUAUCAACAAAAGGCAACAUUUUGGGGUAGAAUUUUUGUAUUACGUUCAGCUGGUAACUUUUUUUUUUUUUUUUUUUUUUUUUUAAUCAAUCCAACAAAACAAUACACAGCAAUACCAUAACAAUGCAAUCCAAAACCAAACCUGACCCAGCAACACUCAAAACUGCAACAAACAGAGCAAUUGAGAGGAGACACAAACACGACACAGAACAAACCAAAAGUAGUGAAACAAAAAUGAAUAUUAUCAACAACAGUAUCAAUAUUAGUUAUAAUUUCAACAUAGCAGUGAUUAAAAAUCCCUCAUUGACAUUAUCAUUAGACAUUUAUAAAAGAAAAAGAACAAUAGUGUCACAGUGGCUUACACUUGCAUCGCAUCUCAUAAGCUUGACAACACACUGUGUCCAAUGUUUUCACAAAGAUAAAAUAAGUCAUAUUUUUUGUUCUUUUAAUAGUUAAAACAAAUGUACAUUAUUGCAAUCAGUUGAUAAAACAUUGUCCUUUACAAUUAUAAAAGCUUUUUACAAAAAUCUUCUACUCUGCUUGCAUGUCAGCAGACUGGGGUAGAUCCUGCUGAAAUCCUAUGUAUUGAAUGAAUAGAGAAUCCUUUUGAAUGGGGAAAAAAAUUGUUUUUGAAUCGAGAAUCGUGUUGAAUUGAAAAAAAAAAUCGAUUUUGAAUCGAAUCGUGACCCCAAGAAUCGAUAUUGAAUCGAAUCGUGGGACACCCAAAGAUUCGCAGCCCAUAUCAACAAAAAGCAGAGUCUUCAGGUAGAAUUUGUGUACAUUUACGUGAGAUAUUACGUUUAGCUGGUAUAAGGUUACGUUCGCACCGACCCAUUUGGAUUUUUUGCUAAAUCCGAUCUUUUUAUGUAGAUUACAAAAACCAUGUGACCUUAAUGCAUGGACAAUGCAAACGUAAUGCGUAUGUGAGCCCUGUGUUCAGGCAAGUUUACGCAUUUCUUGCCAUGGUAGUUUGUGGGACCCUUAAUGCUACGUCUUUACCUCGGAGCAUGUGGGUGAAGAGACUGAGCAGCAGGACAUACAAGAAGUACAAGAAGUACAAAUAGUAUAUUUGCCUUACAAAGGAAUAUUAUGGUCACACUGAAAAAAAUAUAAAAAUAGUCGUUGGCUGAUAAAAGAAUGUUUUCGAAUAGAAAAAAGUAAUAUAUAAUUGAUUAGUAGCUUCUAUAAGAUUAUUUUUUUCGCCACGGACUGUUUUCUGGUUCUUCGUCCACUGUAUUUUUUCAGGCCUGUUUUUUUGCCAAGAAUUUGGACGAACGCGACCUAAACGAUCGGACUGCAGUCUCAGAUACAUACAUACGAAAAAAGCCUUUAAACGAUCGGAAUCGUACUGUUUACAGUGACAUGAAAAAAUCGGAUUUGAUCGGCAGUGUGAACAUGGCUUAAGUUAUUUCUGAACGGAAUUGCAACAAGUAGGAACCUUUCCUUGUCUGUCGUCAGUUCUGCAAACGGACACAAUAAAAAAAAAUGUGAGAUACGAACAUUGUGGCCGAUUAUUGUCGGAUACCUGGUGUGAAAUGUGGCUGACGUAAGAUCUGGUUGUGGGUAUUCUGUGCUGAAGUGGGAUAUAGAUGGUAAAUGAUCAUGGGUGUUUUGGGUAAGGUACUGUAGUUAAGUAGGGUUAUGCUUGGUGGGUGGUAGGUAGGAAGGUAGGCAGACCGUUAGGUAAGUAGUGAACUUUGGAUAUUACUACGUUCACGCCGACCCAUUUGGAUUUUUUGCUAAAUCCGAUCUUUUUAUGUAAACAAAAACCAUGUGACCUUAAUGCAUGGACAAUGCGAACGUAAAGCGUAUGUGAGCCCUGUGUUCAGGCAAGUUUACGCAUUUCUUGCUAUGGUAAUUUGUGGGACCCUUAAUGCUACGUCUGUACCUCGGAGCAUGUGGGUGAGGAGACAGAGCAGCAGGACAUUUUAUAAUUUAUACAAGUAGGACAAAUAGUAUAUUUGACUUACAAAGGAAUAUUAUGGUCGGACUGAAAAAAAUAUUAAAAUAGUCGUUGGCUAAUAAAAUAAUGUUUUUCGAAUAGAAAAAGUAAUAUAUAAUUAAUUAGUAGCUUCUGUAAGAUAAUUUUUUCGCCACGGACUGUUUUCUGAUUCUUCGUCCACUGUAUUUUUUCAGGCCUGUUUUUUUGCCAAGAAUUUGGACGAACGCGACCUAAACGAUCAGACUGCAGUCUCAGAUACAUACAUACGAAAAAGGCCUUUGAAACGAUCGGAAUCGUACUGUUUACAUCGACAUGAAAAAAUCUAAUUUGACCGGCAGUGUGAACAUAGCUUAAGUUAUUUCUGAACGGAAUUGCAACGAGUAGGAACCUUUCCUUGUCUGUCGUCAGUUCUGCAAACGGACGCAAUAAAAGUUUUUUUGCUGUUUGUCGUAAGCUACGCGAUCAAUGUCUGUUUCUUGGCCGAUCAAAUUUUGCGAAUAUGCUAGUGAAAUUCUGCGAUCUUGUGAGAUACGAACAUUGUUGUCGAUUAUUGUCGGAAAUCUGGUGUGAAAUGUGGCUGACGUAAGAUCUGGUUGUGAGUAUUCUGUGCUGAAGUGGGAUAUAGAUGGUAAAUGAUCAUAGGUGUUUUGGGUAAGGUACUGUAGUUAAGUAGGGUUAUGCUUGGUGGGUGGUAGGUAGGAAGGUAGGCAGACCGUUAGGUAAGUAGUGAACUUUGGAUAUUACUACGUUCACGCCGACCCAUUUGGAUUUUUUGCUAAAUCCGAUCUUUUUAUGUAAACAAAAACCAUGUGACCUUAAUGCAUGGACAAUGCGAACGUAAAGCGUAUGUGAGCCCUGUGUUCAGGCAAGUUUACGCAUUUCUUGCUAUGGUAAUUUGUGGGACCCUUAAUGCUACGUCUGUACCUCGGAGCAUGUGGGUGAGGAGACAGAGCAGCAGGACAUUUUAUAAUUCAUACAAGUAGGACAAAUAGUAUAUUUGACUUACAAAGGAAUAUUAUGGUCGGACUGAAAAAAAUAUUAAAAUAGUCGUUGGCUAAUAAAAUAAUGUUUUUCGAAUAGAAAAAGUAAUAUAUAAUUGAUUAGUAGCUUCUAUAAGAUUUUUUUUUUCGCCACGGACUGUUUUCUGAUUUCUUCAUCCACCGUAUUUUUUCAGGCCUGUUUUUGCCAAGAAUUUGGACAAACGCGACCUAAACGAUCAGACUGCAGUCUCAGAUACAUACAUACGAAAAAGGCCUUUGAAACGAUCGGAAUCGUACUGUUUACAUCGACAUGAAAAAAUCUAAUUUGACCGGCAGUGUGAACAUAGCUUAAGUUAUUUCUGAACGGAAUUGCAACGGGUAGGAACCUUUCCUUGUCUGUCGUCAGUUUUGCAAACGGACGCAAUAAAAGUUUUUUUGCUGUUUGUCGUAAGCUACGCGAUCAAUGUCUGUUUCUUGGCCGAUCAAAUUUUGCGAAUAUGGUAGUGAAAUUCUGCGAUCUUGUGAGAUACGAACAUUGUUGUCGAUUAUUGUCGGAAAUCUGGUGUGAAAUGUGGCUGACGUAAGAUCUGGGUGUGGGUGUUCUGUGCUGAAGUGGGAUAUAGAUGGUAAAUAAUCAUGGGUGUUUUGGGUAAGGUACUGUAGGUAAGUAGCGUUAUGCUUGGUGGGUGGUAGGUAGGAAGGUAGGCAGACCGUUAGGUAAGUAGUGAACUUUGGACCCGUUUUGUACAAACGUUGGCUGGACUGCAGCACCCAUUUUUCCCACCACUCAUAAGGGAAUGUACCUUUUUACCAACUGCGUGUUUUAGCGCCGAAGUACGUUGCAGUCGCAGUUGGCGGCCAGGGUUUUACUUAUUUUUUACGGAGCGGCUGCUUUAUUUAUCCUCCCAAUAUUGUCCCAGAGCCGCCAUCAUCUCGCAGGAAUGUGGAGCAGUAAUACCCUCAGAUUUGCUCCGUCUCUUCCCUUGAGGAGACUUUAUUGAUUUCUUUUUUCACGCCGGGGGAGUUUUUAACAGCGCUAUUGUAAUGAAAUGUUCCUGAGCCAGUGCCGGUGGUUUGAUUUCGAGUAAUACAUGAAGGAAGUGUUAGGAAAUAGUAGUAGUACAAGUAUCAACAACCUGUGAUAUUUCCUCAAUAAGUGGUCCAACAGGUGAUUGCUUUGCUGCACAAAACUUAAUAUACACUAUAUUGCCAAAAGUAUUAGGCCACACAUCCAAAUGAUCAGAAUCAGGUGUCCUAAUCACUUGUACAAAAUCAAGCACUUUGGCAUUUGUGAAGAAUGGUUCCGCUCUCGGGAGCUCAGUGAUUUCCAGCGUGGAACUGUCAUAGGAUGCCACCUGUGCAACAAAUCCAGUCGGGAAAUUUCCUCGCUCCUAAAUAUUCUGGAUUUGGAGGUUGCCAGGAGAACAGUACAUUUCGGACUGCAUUGUGACGAGUGUGAAGUUUGGUGGAGGAGGAAUUAUGGUGCGGGGUUGUUUUUCAGGAGUUGGCCUUGGCCCCUUAGUUCCAGUGACAGGAACUUUAAAUGCUCCAGGGUACCAACCUUGUGGGCCCCUUCCUCUUCCAACAUGACUGUGCAGCAGUGCACAAAAGCAAGGUCCAUAAAGACAUGGAUGACAGAAACUGGUGUGGAUGAACUUGACUGGCCUGCACAGAGUCCUGACCUGAACCCGAUAGAACAACUUUGGGAUGAAUUAGAACGGAGACUGAGAGCUAGGCUUUCUCGAGCAACAUCAGUGUGGGACAUCACCAAUGCACUUUUGGAAGAAUGGUGGAAAAUUCUUAUAAACACACUCCGCAACCUUGUGGACAGCCUUCCCGGAAGAGUUGAAACUGUAAUAGCUGCAAAAGGUGGACCGACAUCAUAUUGAACCCUAUGGGUUAGGAAUGGUAUGGCACUUCAAGUCCAUAUGUGGGUCAAAUACUUUUGGCAAUAUAGUGUAUGUUACUGUAUUUCAAUUCAACAAUUUGUAUUUAUUCCAAUUCCAAAAAUAGCCGUUUUGUGAAAGAAAGAAAAAAACAGUUUGUGCUCGUGAAAAUACCUCACGGCUGGUUUUUGGACUGUUUUUUUUUUCAGAAAGUACUGAUACAAUUAUGUGCUCUUGUAUUGCAAUAAUUUAUUGACAAGCUCAAAAGGAGGGGAAGAAGUGUCUUUCAGCAGCUCUAUGGAUAUUUGGAACAAUCAUAACACAAACAAAAUGAUGAACCUAAAGGUGGAUUUAGGUUGUUUUGGCUUAGGAUGGGUAUAAUUAAUUCAACCCAAUUGACUUAAUUAAUUUAGGCUGUUGGUUAAGCGCCAAAUAACGUGCUGUCGAAAUGAAUUAAAAAAAAAACUAUGAAAGAAAUAGCGUGCUGUCUAAAGAAUUUUGGCUACAGCCACCUGCAAACAAUUAUUGUUAAUUAAUUCAUGGUAUUAAUUAGUAACAAUUGGUUGAUUAAGCUAUAGAAUGCCCAUCCAGGUUUUUGGCCUAAUUCCACUGGGGACACAAAAAGAGUAUCUUUGAGUUACAAAGGAAUAUUAUGGUCACACUGAAUUUUAUUUAUGUAUUUAUUUAUUUUUUUUAAGUCUUUGGCUGAUAAAAUAAUAUUUUUCAAAAACAAGUCAUAAAAUUACAAGAAUGAAGUGUAAUUCUAACGUGAUAAAAGUAAUAUAUAAUUGAUAAGUGGCAUUUUUCCUUGAAGAAAAAUGCUACUUUUUUUUUUGUAGAGACUGUUUUCCUACGCUUUGUACUCUGUGGCUUACAAAACAGCGCAGCCAAUUUAUGGAUUUUUCUCUGCUUGCUAACGGCCAUAAUGUUUUGUAUUCAACAAAUAGUUUUCAUAUUACACCAAGAAAGACUGAAAAGGUGUGUUAUUGUUUGUGCUAUGGCGCCAUCUUUUGGACGAGUUUGCUCGCUGCAGGUGCCGGGGGGUCGACAGUGUACUUCCUGUUUCGUGCCUUCCGUAGCGUUUCUGCUCGAAAAGAUUCAUCAUUCAUCACUCCAAGCACCCUUUGUAGGUUUUACAAUAGAACUAAAACAAGUCAUACUUACUAAACCGUCCCAUGUGUGAUGGCUUUAGGAGUGUUUUCAUGCAUAUUUGUACAUGCUUAUCGUGACGUAAUCAAACAAGCGUCAUUAGCCAAAAUGCUAACACGUGUCUGUCAGUAUUAUUAACUUAAAAUGACAUUAUUUUUGUAUUUCAGUUUUGUAAAUAGCAUUUUUUUUGUAUUGUUUUAGUUUUGUAAAUUAUCCAAAACGUCACUGUGGCGUUAUCGAAUCUGUUUAACAGGGGUGUCAAAUGUACGGCCCAAUGGCCGGAUCAGGCCCGUGAACAGGUUUUAUCCAGCCCGCGGGAUGAGUUUGCUUAGUAUAAAAAUUAACUUGAAAUUUUUGGAUGUUAGAAACAUCUGUUCUAAAUGUGUCUACUGCAGGGGUCACCAACACGGUGCCCGCGGGCACCAGGUAGCCCGUAAGGACCAGAUGAGUAGCCCGCUGGCCUGUUCUAAAAAUAGUUCAAAUAGCGGCACUUGCCUCUAUUUUUUAAAUUUCAUUUAUUUACUAGCAAGCUGGUCUCGCUUUGUUCGACAUUUUUAAUUCUAAGAGAGACAAAAUUCAAAUAGAAUUUGAAAAUCCAAGAAAAUAUUUUAAAGACUUGGUCUUCACUUUUAAACACAUAUACCUUUUUUACCUUUUAAAUUCCUUCCUCUUUUUUCCUGACAAUUUAAAUAAAUGUUCAAGUAAAUUUAUUUUUUUUGUUGUAAAGAAUAAUAAAUAAGUUUAAAUUGAAUUCUUCAUCUUAGCUUCGGUUUUUUCGAGGAAGAAUAUUUGUGAAAUAUUUCUUCAAACUUAUGAUUAAAAUUCCCAAAAAAUAUUCUGGCAAAUCUAGAAAAUCUGUGAAAUCAAAUUUAAAUCUUGUUUCAAAGUCUUUUGAAUUUCUUUUAAAAUUUUUGUUCUGGAAAAUCUAGAAGAAAUAAUGAUUUAUCUUUGUUAGAAAUAUAUCUUGGUCCAAUUUGUUAUAUAUUCUAACAAAGUGCAGAUUGGAUUUUAAUGUAUUUAAAACAUGUCAUCAAAAUUCUAAAAUUAAUCUUAAUCAGGAAAAAUUACUAAUGAUGUUCCAUAAAUUCGUUUUGUAAUUUUUUCAAAAAGAUUCGAAUUAGCUAGUUUUUUUCGGUUGAAUUUUAAAGAGUGGAAAUUGAAGAUAAACUAUGUUUCAAAAUUAAAUUUUCAUUUUUUUAGUGUUUUCUCUUUUAAACCGUUUAAAUUAAGUGUUUUUUUUCAUCAUUUAUUCUUUACAAAAAAAUCUUCCGUAAAAGGAAAAAAAAUGAAGGACGGAUUGACAGACAGAAAUACCCAUUUUUUUUAAUAUAUAUAUUAGGAAUUAGUAGUAGUACAAGUGUAUAUAUAUAUAUAUAUAUAUAUAUAUAUAUAUAUAUAUUAUUUAUUUAUUAAAGGUAAAUUGAGCAAAUUGGCUAUUUCUGGCAAUUUAUUCAAGUGUGUAUCAAACUGGUAGCCCUUCAUAUUAAUCAGUACCCAAGAAGUAGCUCUUGGUUUCAAAAUAGUUGGUGACCCCUGAUCUACUGGAUAUCGCAUUAAAAAUUCUUAACAAAAUAUCUUGAUAGAUUGAAAAUUAACACUCAUUGCCUUCCGCCCGAAUGCAGCUGAGAUAGGCUUGGGGUUGCUGGAGCCUAACGAGUCAAUCGGUAGAAAAUGGAUGGAUGGAUACAUAAUUUAUUCAGAAAAUAUAAAUAACGACAAAUACAUUAUUAACCGUAACAUGUACCUGAAAAAAAAAAACACAAUAUUAUGAUUUGUACAUUUUCAGAAUUUUCUAUUUUUUUUUCAGAAUUUUCUAUUUUUAAACAAAGAACACAAUCUGAAGUUGUCAUUAUUUGUAAGUGACCGUACCGUGAUUUUACCAGUCCGGCCCACUUGGGAGUAGAAUUUCCUCAAUGUGGCCCCUGAUCUAAAUUAGUUUGACACCCCUGCUAUAACCCAUUGAAGAGCAAGGUUCCGCAUCUAGUCGGUGACUUCUGUUUUGUUUCAUCAUCCGUUUUACUGCCAUGCGACAGGCAUCGUUUGGAAACAAUUAAGGUAUGUGAAUAUUUAUUUACAAACUAUUUUGUACCAGUAUUUUUAUGCCAUUCAUAGUCUGGCGUGACUAAUUUAUGUAAAAUAUGUAUUUCUUCUAAAAUGUAGUCGGUGCGGCACAAGUACUACAGUUUUGUCAAUUUUAGUCCAGGAAAAAUAUGACCCAUUUCUCGGGAGAAAAAAAUACCUCCAGAAGAAUAUAUAUACAUCAUGCUUUAUUCUUGAAAAAUAUUACUUUAUUCUUGAGGAAAAUAUGACUAUUGAAAAUGUUUUUGUUUUUUUUGUUUUGUUUUUUCAACAAAAGGGCAACCUUGCCACUUGACAAAAAUGUACUCUUUAAGUAUUACAAUAAUCUUGCAAGAUUUGGAUUUUGUCUCUUUCCCUUGAAAAUCCCUCAAAUUGAUUGUUCUUUUCCUUUUCAGUGUGGGCAUAAUAUUCCUUCAUGUUGUGAGAUUGAUUUCAACAAACAAAAGAAAAUGGUUUCUUGUACAUAACUUUUUGACUCUUGGCUGAGAAUGUUUGGAUGUUUUUUUUUUUUUAAAUCACAACUGGAGUGAUUUUACAAGCUAGAGGGAAAUUCAGCGUUUAGUUUUUAAAACUGAAAUUUUGCAGAUUUUAAGCUCUUGCUAUAAGAUUUUGUGACUGUGAGAAAAAUAAAAGAAAGUCUCAAACCUU
Nerophis ophidion (straightnose pipefish) is the source of this 14169-nucleotide messenger RNA. RefSeq names its product ST6 beta-galactosamide alpha-2,6-sialyltranferase 2a (gene st6gal2a). The coding region runs from base 460 to 2055 and encodes 531 amino acids. The transcript is spliced from 8 exons. NCBI's taxonomy places the organism in Eukaryota, Metazoa, Chordata, Actinopteri, Syngnathiformes, Syngnathidae. Gene Ontology annotation, molecular function: sialyltransferase activity. The record is from RefSeq and is a predicted model, not a curated record.